Phanerochaete carnosa HHB-10118-sp is the source of this 4150-nucleotide messenger RNA. RefSeq lists its product as uncharacterized. Gene Ontology annotation, molecular function: oligopeptide transmembrane transporter activity. The record is from RefSeq and is a predicted model, not a curated record. Gene Ontology annotation, biological process: transmembrane transport. Bases 72 to 2543 code for a protein of 823 amino acids. Lineage: Eukaryota; Fungi; Basidiomycota; Agaricomycetes; Polyporales; Phanerochaetaceae. The transcript is spliced from 13 exons.
UCUUCUCUUCUUCUUGCUGCCCAUCUUCUCGCUCCAUCGCUGCUUGGUGGGCUCACAGCGCGGGACACAUCAUGUCGACAGCUCUUGCUUCUUCCCUCGCGGCCUUACGCCGCACUGUUCCCGAUGUCCCCGAAGACAUCGACGAUGUUCUCGAGCACCUCAACGAUCCCAACUGGGACUACCGCCCUCCUUCUCCCACCCUGUCCACAGAGUCCAUCGACCUCGACCCCAAGGAGAAGGGUUUCAUCUCGAGCAGGCACUCGGGCUCUGAUUACGAGACAGAGUCAAACGCCGAGUCCACCUACGGCAAGACCGCAGUCACUUCGACCUACGGUAAGACCGAACAGUCCCACUCUCACCUCUGGUCCUCUGCGGCCAGCGACCUCGACGACGACUCGCCAUAUCCCGAGGUCCGAGCAGCCGUCUCAAAUGUGGACGAUCCGUCCAUGCCCGUGAACACCUUCAGAGCUUGGUUCUUGGGAUUGGUGUUCGCGAUUGCUGCUACAAGUCUCAACACGUUCAUGUCCCUGAGAGCCCAGAUCUGGACAUUCAGCCCUCUCGUCGCCCAGAUUCUCGUCAUGCCCUUCGGCAAGUUCCUCGCCUGGGCACUUCCCACCACUCAAUACCGCACCUUUGGCUACACAUGGUCGCUCAACCCUGGACCCUUCAACGUCAAGGAGCACACCCUCAUCGUCGCCAUGGUCUCCAUGUGCUGGCAGACCGUCUACAUGUCCUCGGUCUACAUCACCCAGGAGGUCAACUACGGCCAGGAGCUCUCGUACUCGUACAAAAUCCUCACCGCCCUCUCCAACCAGCUGAUCGGCAUGGGCAUCGGCGGCAUGUUCCGGUCCUUCCUCGUCUGGCCGUCGAGCAUGAUCUACCCCGGCACACUGGUCAGCUGCAGCCUGAUGAACACGCUGCACCGCACCUGGGGCAAGCGCGAGCGGAAGCACAUCUCGCGCCACAAGCUGUUCGCCAUCGUCUGCGUCGCCUCGGCGCUGUGGUACCUCAUCCCCGGCUUCGUCUUCACCGGUGUCAGCAUCUUCUCGUGGGCGUGCUGGAUUGCGCCGACGAACCCGACGGUCAACGUCGUCUUCGGAUCGCUCAGCGGCAUGGGCAUGGGCCUGCUCACCUUCGACUGGUCGAUGAUCAUCUUGCCGUCUGGCGCGAACUCGCUGGUCUCUCCGUGGUGGGCGCAGAUUAACGUCUACGUCACCUUUGUGAUUGUGUGCUGGAUCAUCGCCCCCAUCCUGUACUUCAAGAACGUCGUGUUUGCUCAGUACAUGCCGAUCUCCAUCGUCACGCCGUUCGACAACACCGGCAUGCCAUACGACGUCACACAAGUCAUGAACAAUGGCACCUUCGACGCCGACCUGUACCAUGCGUACUCCCCGCUGUUCUUGAGCUCGACGAACGUGCUUGCCUACACCAUGUGCUUCGCCAUCUUCCCGGCCACCAUUGUCCACACCAUCCUCUGGUACAGCCGCGACAUCCGGCGCCAGUUCAGCAGCUCGCUGUCCGACAACCGCGACGUCCACUCCCGGCUGAUGCUCGCGUACCCAGAGGUGCCAAUGUGGUGGUACGGCCUCCUGUUCGCGCUCUGCUUCGUGGCCGGCUGCAUCGGCAUCGAGAUCUUCCCGACCGAGUUCCCCAUCUGGGCCCUCGUCGUCUCGCUCCUGAUCACCACGGCGCUCGUCAUCCCGCUCGGCAUCAUCCGCGCCGUCACCAACCAGUGGCUCGCGAUGACCUACCUCGCCGAGAUCCUGGGCGGCUACGUGACGCCGGGCAAGCCGGUCGCGUUCAUGCUGUUCAAGUCGUACCUCGGCGCGGCCCAGGAGAUCUCGUCGACGUACCUCACGGUCCUCAAGCUCGGGCACUACAUGAAGGUCCCGCCGCGGACGAUGUUCGCCGGCACGCUCGCGUCGGUGUUCGUCACGACGUUCAUCUCCCAGGGCAUCGUCGACGCCGUGCUCAACAACAACGUCGACGCGUGCACGCCGCUGUCGCCCAACGGCUUCACGUGUGCGGACAACCAGGACUUUGUCUCGUCCGCCGUCAUCUGGGGCGCCAUCGGCAGCAAGCGCAUCUUCGGUCCAGGCGGGCUCUACCGCAGCUUCCUGUGGAUAAUCCUCGUCUGCUCGCUGCUACCGGUACCUUUCUACCUGCUCGCCCGGCGGUACCCGUACUCGCGCUGGCGGUACGUGAACAUCCCCGCGGCCCUCAGCGCGGCGAUGUUCUUCCCGCCAUGCACCGGCAUGCAGUUCACCAGCUGGUUCGUCAUCGGCGGCGUCUUCCAGGGAUUCCUGCGCCGCCGCCACUUCCGCUGGUGGAUGCGCUACAACUACGUGCUCGCGGCCGCGCUCGACGCCGGGCUCGCGUUCGGCUCGCUCCUCGUCUUCGUCUGCUUCUUCGUCCCCAAGGGCGGCAACCUCACGUUCGACUGGUGGGGCAACACCGUGUGGCAGAACACGAACGACGCCAUGGGCGCGCCGUUCAAGAUGCCGCCCGUCAACCAGACGUUCGGGCCCACGACGUGGGCGUGAACGGUGCCUCUCCUGUUGUACACGCAUCGCAUAUUCGCACGGACUUUGUGCUUGUCUCUGUAUCAUUAUUUGUUAUUGUUGUACUGGUAUGGUAGCAUCCCCAUCCCCAUCACCAUCCCCAUCCCCCGCAUAUACUCUCUUUCGCGCGACCACAGAUACCUUUUUUUUCGCAGACCUCAAAACACUUUCUCUCUGUACUCCUGCAGCUUCGUUCGGUAUUGAUUGUGUAGUCUGACUGGGUCUGUGACAUUAGUGUACUACACUCUGGAUGUACCCGUAGCAGAAGGCACAAUAGACCUUCAUGACUCUCGAACAUCGUCGUCGUCGAUUUGUGUAAUGUCCUGGCUGGUCGGGGCAGGCUCUCCACAGGACGACGGAGUCACUGAGAGCAAUAUUAACAGUCACCAGAGAGAUGGGGAUACAACCUAGAGGCUCGUUGCUAACCACUGGCCAGUUGGUUGCAGAAGCGGGACAACUGCCGAUAUUUCCACUAUGAUAUUCUCCUGUCGUCAGCUCUUGCAUACAUUGCGAGACGAUGGCCAGCUGCGACAUCGAGAAGGAGGCGCUGACAAGAGCGGCUCGCAUUGCCAGAGCGAAGUGUGUGGCCGCCAUGGCGUACAUAAUCACACAUAUGAGCGCCACAAAGAUGCGAGAUGUCUGCUUGAAGCCAUUACGUAGGAGGAUGAACGUAGACGGGAUAACUAGGAGUGAGAAAACACCAAACACUAUCGCCUCAGAUAAGAUGCGUUGUAGUGUGCUAGGAUUGCCUGGGGUGAUGAAGAUAAUCUGUUCGAGCGCAUCCGACAAAUUAUGUAGCUGAUCCAUAUCCAAACUGCCAGGACCGGUCGAGACAUUUGCUGGUACCGACUGUGCCAUGAAAUGCUGAUAGCGCAAACAAUCGAUAGCACAAGAGUAGUACGGUGCAUCGGGGUACAAGUGGUGGCUUAUAUGUGCAAGCCCAUCUGGAUGAACGUCGAGGCCAUCAUCGAGGCUAUGGUCUCCGUGCGUUCGUGACCUCCUGCACGUCUGUUGGGGUUUCUACGACCUAGUACCGCCUUCGCGACAAAGACGAACAGAUCGCAGCUGGCUUCGGCGCGCCUUGAUCACGGCCAAAUCACACAUCUAACCGAGGUACUUAUUGACACACGUCGGAAAGGUUUGGUUUGAUCAGGGCGCACGGUUUUCCGCCCACUGCGCCACAUUGCUCCAAGAUGCGACACACGACGUGAAUGAACUCCGUUGAAAGCGUGAGACUCACAAGAUACGCGUCGCUCCGAUAACUCAUUUCCUUUGCUGAUGGCCGUGUUUUGCCUUGCACGGGUUGAGUUUGUCCGACACCACAGGACGAUACGCAGCGCACCACGAUUGAGCUCUAUGCAUGCGGCUCCCUAUAUCCUCGCAUCCCCGACCCGUCCGCUCACACCCCAGAUCUACUUGCCGCCUGCGCCGAGCUGGUGGACGCCGCGACCUUGGGUUUGCACAGAUUCCAGACCUCCCAGCUCUUGUGCGAGGACGCGGACACCCUCGCCGCCCGCGGGCAGCACCAAGCAGAUGUGCGCUGCCACUAGAUGUACACGACCUUGUGGGUCUCGAAUUCCCUCGCUGAG